Messenger RNA from Ostertagia ostertagi, 270 nucleotides. The record is from the annotation of a GenBank genome assembly. NCBI's taxonomy places the organism in Eukaryota, Metazoa, Nematoda, Chromadorea, Rhabditida, Trichostrongylidae.
AUGUUCGCUUCAAUGGGACCUAUGAUCGAAUCUCUGGAAGAGCAAAUCAGGAGCACUCGAGGAGCUCAACUGCAAAUGAAUACAAAAAUCAAUGAAAUGGCCGAGUUUCUGCACGAAUUGAAUGAGCACGAAGGAGCCGUACGAUAUUCAAGCAUUAUGGGAAGCGUGCAUGAUCGGCUGAGUCGUGUUCAGCGAUUGAUAGCACGAGAAAUUUACAAGAAAAAGAAGAUAAUCAAGGAAGCUGAUGUUCCCCCGUCACCUGAACACUAA